UUGACCAGGAUCCACUACCGCGACUAUUUUGUUGCUCUGUUCACGUUCUCGUACUCGGCUCGCGGUCUCAUUCGUUGGGUUGAUAAGGAUGGUAGUGGUUAUAUUAAUGCAGAGGAGUUGCAGGCUGCCCUCACCAAUGGUCUUGGUACUCCGUUUGACAUUGCCUGUGUCUCUUUGAUGAUAUCACUGUUUGAUGCUGACAACAAUGGCACCAUAUCUCUAAACGAGUUCGGUCAGCUCUUUAACUACAUAACUUCAUGGCAGAACCUCUUCACUCAGCACGAUCGUGAUCGUUCUGGAUCCAUUGAUUUCAAUGAGUUCUCUUCUGCUCUACAACAUUUCGGAUACAAUCUUAGUCCACGCUUCGUACAGUGGCUGAUGAUGCGUUUUGAUAGGCAGCGGUUGAAUAAACUCGGAUUUGACAAAUACAUAUACAUCCUCGUGUGUCUACAGAUCCUUACAAGAAGCUUCAGUGCAUUAGAUGUUCAAAGACGUGGUGUUGUGAACAUGAGCUUUGAACAGUUUCUCGGAGCUGCCUUUAACAUGUGCGUCUAG
Messenger RNA from Hydatigera taeniaeformis, 555 nucleotides. The record is from the annotation of a GenBank genome assembly. NCBI's taxonomy places the organism in Eukaryota, Metazoa, Platyhelminthes, Cestoda, Cyclophyllidea, Taeniidae.